This is a messenger RNA of Terrapene triunguis (Three-toed box turtle), 735 nucleotides long. Its product is annotated as transmembrane protein 180-like. The transcript has a single exon. The annotation marks the transcript as partial. The record is from RefSeq and is a predicted model, not a curated record. Lineage: Eukaryota; Metazoa; Chordata; Testudines; Emydidae.
GUAGUUUUUAUGAUCUGGAAUGCCAUUAAUGACCCUCUCUUUGGGUAUAUUCAAGACAACUCCAAAGUCCCAUGCUGCUCAAGACGUCAGUUUUCAAUUUUAUAUGGAGCACCAUUGUAUGGUUUAGCUUUUCUGCUUCCCUGGUUUCCUUGGAAACAUUAUGAGGAAGGUGACUGGCUUAAUGGUCUUCACCUUAUUGUUGCUUUAUGUGCUUUUGAUGGCUUGCUUACAUUUGUGUUACUAGCACAAUGUGCGCUCUUUGCAGAGAUUUCAACUAGACAUGAAAGUAGACUUCAGCUUAUUAAAUAUAACCAAGUGGCAACAUUAAUUGGAUCAACCAGCAUUCUUUUUUGUGGUCUAAUAUCAGAUAAUAUGGAAAAUUUUGCCUAUUUUCAAAUCUUUACUGUUUUGGUUGCAGCACUAGCAACUGCUUGUAUGUGUUACACUGGCAUAUAUAGCACAAGUCAGUAUGAACAGAGAGAAACUGCUGUGGAGAACACUAGCUUAGAAAAUAAUGAUAAAGCUCUCUCCUGGUCCUCUGUAAUUUCAUUGACCAAACAGAUAAUGACGCAGAAAAACUUUAUACUUUUUGUGACCAUGAACUUCUUUCAAGUCUUCCACCUAGCCUUCUGCAACAAUUUCAUGAUGAUCUUUGCAGAUAAUCUCAUCCCUAAGGAUGUCCUUUCCUCUUUUAUAAGAAGCAUCAUGUAUGGGGCUGGCUUUAUUUGUCCUCAG